AUGUCCAGCGGGAAGGAGGCUGGGGGGGUUCAUCCCUACCAACCACAGCAGCACGCACAGUACGUGGGGCCCUACCGCCUGGAAAAGACCCUGGGUAAAGGCCAGACAGGCCUGGUAAAGCUGGGUGUCCACUGCAUCACCGGCCAGAAAGUCGCCAUCAAGAUCGUCAACCGGGAGAAGCUCUCUGAGUCGGUGCUGAUGAAGGUGGAGCGGGAGAUCGCCAUCCUCAAGCUGAUUGAGCAUCCCCAUGUCCUCAAGCUGCAUGACGUCUAUGAGAAUAAGAAAUAUUUAUACCUGGUGCUGGAGCAUGUGUCAGGAGGGGAGCUCUUCGACUACCUGGUGAAGAAGGGACGUCUUACCCCCAAGGAGGCACGCAAGUUCUUCCGACAGAUUGUCUCUGCCCUGGACUUUUGCCACAGCUACUCCAUAUGCCACCGAGAUCUGAAGCCAGAGAACCUGUUGCUGGACGAGAAGAACAACAUCCGCAUUGCUGACUUUGGCAUGGCCUCCCUGCAGGUUGGCGACAACCUCCUGGAGACCAGCUGUGGGUCUCCCCACUAUGCAUGUCCUGAGGUGAUCAAGGGGGAGAAGUAUGACGGGCGCCGUGCUGACAUGUGGAGCUGUGGGGUCAUCCUCUUUGCCCUGCUGGUGGGGGCGCUGCCCUUUGACGAUGACAACCUGCGCCAGCUGCUGGAGAAGGUCAAGCGAGGUAUCUUCCAUAUGCCCCACUUCAUCCCGCCUGACUGCCAGAACCUGCUGCGUGGCAUGAUCGAGGUGGAGCCUGAGAAACGCCUUAGCCUGGAGCAGAUCCAGAAGCAUCCCUGGUUCCUGGGGGGCAAGAAGGAGCCAGAGCCGGAGCAGCCAGUGCCACGGAAGGUGGCCAUCGGACGCAUCCACUCGGCCAGUGAGCUGGACCCAGAUGUUCUGGAGAGCAUGCACUCACUGGGCUGCUUCCGGGACCGUGUCCGCCUCCAGCAGGAGCUGCAGAUCGAGGGGGAGAAUCAGGAGAAGAUGAUCUACUACCUACUGCUGGAUCGCAAGGAGCGCUACCCAAGCUGUGAGGACGAGGACUUGCCCCCCCGUAAUGACAUUGACCCUCCACGGAAGCGGGUUGACUCCCCGAUGCUGACCCGCCAUGGGAAGCGGCGGCCAGAGCGCAAGUCCAUGGAGGUCCUGAGUGUCACGGAUGGGGGCUCCCCUGUGCCAGCCCGGCGGGCCAUUGAGAUGGCCCAGCACAGUCAGAGGUCUCGCUCUGUCAGCGGUGCCUCCACUGGCCUCUCCUCCAGCCCACUCAGCAGCCCCAGGGUGAUCCCCACGCCAGAGGAGAUGUCGAGCCUGACGCCGGAAUCAUCCCCAGAGCUAGCCAAGAAGUCCUGGUUUGGGAACUUCAUGUCGCUGGACAAGGAGGAGCAGAUCUUUGUGGUGAUCCGGGACAAGCCCCUCAGCUCCAUCAAGGCUGACAUUGUUCACGCCUUCCUCUCGAUCCCCAGCCUGAGCCACAGCGUGGUGUCUCAGACCAGCUUCCGGGCUGAGUACAAGGCAUCGGGCGGCCCAGCCGUGUUCCAGAAGCCCGUCAAGUUCCAGGUGGACAUCAGCUACUCGGAGGGCGCCGAGGCCCACAAGGAUGGGGGACUCUACUCCGUCACCUUCACCCUCCUCUCAGGUCCUAGCCGCCGGUUCAAGCGGGUCGUGGAAACGAUCCAAGCUCAGCUGCUGAGCACGCAUGACCAGCCCUCAGUGCAGGCCCUUGCUGACGAGAAGAACGGGCAGCCCCGUGUACCCAGCACGCCCACACGCAGCUCCCAUGCCUCACGGCGCUCAGAGCCAGACCUCCCUGACCAGCACCGCCGCGCCUCCUCCAGGGACAAGAAACUCAUGUCAUCCAACGGGACUCAGGCCACCCAGCCCCCACAGCCAUGA
Alligator sinensis (Chinese alligator) is the source of this 1920-nucleotide messenger RNA. It is a transcript of the gene BRSK1, whose product is annotated as BR serine/threonine kinase 1. NCBI's taxonomy places the organism in Eukaryota, Metazoa, Chordata, Crocodylia, Alligatoridae. Gene Ontology annotation, biological process: microtubule cytoskeleton organization; intracellular signal transduction; protein phosphorylation. The record is from RefSeq and is a predicted model, not a curated record. The transcript has 18 exons. Gene Ontology annotation, cellular component: cytoplasm. Gene Ontology annotation, molecular function: tau-protein kinase activity; ATP binding; protein serine/threonine kinase activity. Bases 1 to 1920 code for a protein of 639 amino acids.